UCACUCUCUUUAACUUUGAGAAACUUUCCAUCCUUUAACUCUCUCCAGAGAAAGAAAGAAAAAAUAAAAAAUAAAAAAGCUGUGUACAAACUCAUCAGCGCUUAAUCUCCACAGUCGCCGCCACCUCUGACCACCUCCAUACGCGAUUGUUUUGAGUUUUUUAGGUGAGAAUGGCUGGAAUAGAAGGUCAUGCAAUUGGAAUUGAUCUCGGCACAAAGUACUCAUGUGUGGGAGUUUGGAAGCAUGAUAACAAUAAUGUUGAUAUCAUAGUGAACGAUCAGGGCAACAGGACCACUCCGUCAUGUGUUGCCUUCACUGAUACUGAGCUUUUGGUAGGAGAAGCAGCGUUUAAUCAGGUCGUAAGAAACCCUGACAACUCCAUCUUCGAUGCAAAGCGGUUAAUUGGCAGGAAAUUCAGUGAUGCAUCUGUUCAAAGUGACAAGAAGCUCUGGCCAUUCAAGGUGGUUGAAGGUCCUGAUGAUAAGCCUAUGAUUUUGGUUAUGCAUGAAGGCAAAGAGAAACAGUGUGCUGCUGAAGAGAUCUCAAGUAUGGUUCUUGCAAAAAUGCGGGAGAUUGCUGAAGUCUAUCUUGGAUCCACUGUGAAGAAUGCUGUGAUCACGGUUCCUGCUUACUUUAAUAAUUCACAGCGUGAGGCUACAAAAAAAGCUGGUAUUACUGCAGGCCUAAAUGUGAUGCGUAUUAUUAAUGAACCAACAGCAGCAGCCAUUGCUUAUGGCCUGGACAAGAAGUCUGGUUGGUAUAGCAAGAGAAAUGUACUCAUAUUUGAUUUGGGUGGGGGUACUUUGGAUGUGUCACUACUUACAAUAGGUGAUGGUGUCUUUGAAGUGAAGGCCACUGCUGGAGAUACUCAUCUUGGAGGUGAGGACUUCGAUACCAAAAUGGUAAAUUACUGUGUUGAGGAAUUUAAGAGGAAACGCAAUUUGGAUGUCAGUAGCAACAUCAGAACUCUUAGGAGGUUAAAAAAUGCAUGUGAAAAGGCAAAGAGGAGACUUUCAUUUACAACUACAACUGACAUUGAAAUUGAAUGUUUGCAUCAAGGUAUUGAUUUCUAUCUGACUUUUACUCGUGCCAAAUUUGAACAACUCAACCUUGAUUACUUCAAUAAGUGUAUGGAGCCUGUGGAGAAGUGUUUGGAGGAUGCCAAAAUGGACGUAGGUAGUGUGCAUGAUGUCGUUCUUGCUGGUGGCUCUUCUAGAAUUCCCAAGGUGCAACAACUGCUACAAAAUGUGUUCAAGGGGAAGGAGCUGUGCAAGAGCAUAAAUCCUGAUGAGGCAAUAGCAUAUGGUGCAGCUGUUCAAGCUGCAGUCUUGACAGGUGGGAACCUCCGUGGGAAACUUCAAGACUUCACUCUCUUGGAUGUCACCCCUCUCUCACUUGCAGUGGAGUGUGCUGAUACUACUGACCCUCACAACUUCAAGUAUUACAUGUAUGUGAUGAUUCCAAGAAACUCUCGCAUUCCCAUCAAAAGGAAAACGACCUUAGCAAAUUCUUUUGACAACCAAAGUCCAGUUAGCUUCUUUGUUUAUGAGGGUGAGAGUAGAAUAGCCACACAAAAUAACUUUCUAGGUAAAUUUUCACUUGAUGUCAUUCCUCCAGUUCCUAAAGGUCAAGCCAAAUUUGAUGUUUGCUUUGAUAUUGAUGCAAAUGGUAUCUUGAGUGUCUCUGCUGAGGACAUGUCCACAGGCCAAAAGAAGGGGAUUACAAUCAACAGUGAUAGAAGAACUUUUGAAGGCAUUGAGAAUGUGAGGUAGGAAUUGCUAACUAUUGCGACCUAAGACUGAAUCAGCAGGUGUGUUUCUUUUUUUGGGGAAUCCCGUUGAUGGAUGCUCCUUUGUUGGCUUGGUCAUGAGUCUCUUUCAUUAACGCCAGUUUUGUUUAUUCGAGGGUAUUGUCCUCUUGAGGUCGUUUUAUGGCAUUUUUCUUCACAUUUACUCUACUUCAGAUAUUAAAAUCUACUGCAUUUUCUUGAGAAUGUUGUAAAGCACAUACUCAAUGUGCAAUGCAAGAGGAAAGAUAGAGCUUUAGGGAGAUGGUUGGCAUCUCGGGAUAGGGACGGGAAUAGUCUUCGGACUUACCUGUUACCAGAAAUCUGGUUAAAGAUAGAGCUUUAGUGAAACUGUGAAAGCUCUAGUGCUAGAACUCUCCUCUCUGUUUUUGUAUCAGAAAACUCCAGAGCUCUUGAAGUUUUGAUGUUAAUAUAGGAAAAUGCUACGGGCUUACCAAACUUUCCUGCCAAAUCAUUUCAUAUGGUAAGUUACUUUUGGCAAAUUGUGGAAGUCGACUGCAAGACAUUUCAACUUUACGAGGGUAUAAAACUAUAAAUGUUGGACAAAUAUGAUUACUUCAAUUGGUUGAAACUAGUGAAUACAUACAUGGGUGUUGGAGAACUGUGUAAUGUUACUUUCAUUGAAGAACAA
Molecule: messenger RNA, 2438 nt
Organism: Rosa chinensis
Lineage: Eukaryota; Viridiplantae; Streptophyta; Magnoliopsida; Rosales; Rosaceae
Product: heat shock cognate 70 kDa protein
Exons: 3
Coding region: 171-1772 (533 amino acids)
Biological process (GO): protein refolding; cellular response to unfolded protein
Cellular component (GO): cytoplasm
Molecular function (GO): ATP binding; ATP-dependent protein folding chaperone; heat shock protein binding
Source: RefSeq, a predicted model, not a curated record